GACUAUUGACGGCGGACUGCUCCAUGACUGCACAUCAACAUUUGUCCUUAAUGUGACAUGAAACGCCUCUGAACCGGCCCGUUUCCGUGGAAGUUGAAUUAAAGAGCUAAUCUGCUCGUCAUGUCUCUUGCUGCAGAGGCCUUCGUGUCGCAGAUGGCGGCUGCUGAACCCUGGCCUGAAAAUGCCACCUUGUACCAGCCACUGAAGGAGGAUCAGAUUUUGCUGUCAGACUCCGCCUCCUCUCUGGCAGUUCAGACUUACCUCCGGAUGUGUGGGCUUCCAGUGCAGGUGGUCUGCAGGCCAAACGCUGAAUACAUGUCCCCUUCUGGUAAAAUACCUUUUAUUCAUGUGGGGAACCAGGUUGUGUCAGAACUUGGGCCGAUUGUGCAGUUUAGCAAAGCUAAGGGUCACUCGCUGAGCGACGGCUUGGACGAUGUGCAGAGAGCCGAGAUGAAAGCGUACAUGGAGCUGGUCAACAACAUGCUGCUCACUGCUGAGCUGUUCAUCCAGUGGUGCGAUGAAACCACGGUCUCUCAGAUCACUCGUCACAGAUACGGCACGCCGUACUCCUGGCCUCUCAAUUUGAUCCUGGCUUAUCAGAAGCAGUGGGAGGUGCGCAGGAAGAUGAACGCCGUCGGCUGGGGAGGGAAAACGGUCGACCAGGUUUAUGAGGAUGUGAGUCAGUGCUGUCAGGCGCUGUCUCAGAGGCUGGGGACGCAACCGUACUUCUUUAAAAUACCAACGGAACUGGACGCGCUCGUGUUUGGUCACCUCUUCACCAUACUGACCACCCAGCUGACCAACACAGAGCUGCUGGAGAGGGUCAGGAGCUACAGCAACCUGCUGUCCUUCUGCAGGCGGAUCGAGCAGACCUACUUUGAGAGCAAGGACUCCUGAAGAACGGAACAGACCCUUUCUGUCGGUUUCAUAGCCCAUUUUCUUCACUUCUGUCUCUCAUUCCCUGUUUUCGUUGCACAAAUAAGCUAAAAAGACAAAAAUUCACACAUCUGAGGAUUGUCCUCCUUGUUUCAAAUUGAUUCAUGCGACUUCUGGGAAACCAGGGCAGCCAGAUCCUUUAGGAUCAGUCAGCAGAACUUCAUUACAUGUGGCAAAAUUAGAACUUUAAUUCUAAAUUCAGUCUUUAAAAACUUUAGUGUUCAUCUAGAUUAGAAGUGGGCCGGUGACAGGAACUCCCAUAACGUUACCCUUCAUCUUCAUAUUCACUCUGAUCUUCUGAAUUGACGCUGCUCUGGAAGACGGCCUCCUCCUAAUUCAAGCCACUGAGCCUUUCCAGUUCACAUUGACGGUGGGAGGUGUCCUCAACAUGACCGCCUCUCUGGAGGCACAACUCCACUUGACCCAGGUUGGAGGUCAAAAAGCAGGCGGUGCUCUUCCUCCAUGAGAGUUAAAGGAAUGCAGAAAGCGCAGAGGGAUCGGUUCUUGUGUACAGACUAAAGCAGAAGAUGCAGAUUUUGUUUUUGUGUGUAUGUGAAUGUGAAGUGCCUCCAUGACAUUUUUCCCCAAUAAAGUGUUGUCUAAACA
Molecule: messenger RNA, 1542 nt
Organism: Oryzias latipes (Japanese medaka)
Lineage: Eukaryota; Metazoa; Chordata; Actinopteri; Beloniformes; Adrianichthyidae
Gene: mtx2
Product: metaxin 2
Biological process (GO): mitochondrion organization
Cellular component (GO): cytoplasm; SAM complex
Source: RefSeq, a predicted model, not a curated record